CUUUAGUCUAAUUCCACAGGGCAUGUCGUUCGACCUAGACAAGACCAAAAUGGGUAUAACAUAUAGGUACAAUACCUACCUAUAUUCAUAUAUAUUGUAUUUAUACCUACCUCCUAUAUAUAUAUAAUCCACAUCUCCCCUCACCAUAAGAACCAAGCUUCCAAGCUUCCUUCUUCACACGCAGUAAAGAAACCACCCAGCCCCCAGCAUAGUUUAUUUUCCACGAUGCACUUCCCCAGCACCAGCACCCUCCUCCCCCUCCUACUUCUCGCCGCGUCCAGCGCCUCCGCGGUCCGCACCAUAAUCCCCAAAACCAGCUUCAACUCGCAAGCCGACUUCGACGCGGCCUGGGCGUACAACUACCCGUGGGGCACGGACCACAACGGCGGCGCGCGGAUGGCCCAGUCGCAAGCAUCCCUGUCGGGAGACGGGGUGCUCACGCUCACCGCGCGAAAAGUCUCGGGCCAGAAGGACGCGACGCACGGCGGGCGCGCGAUCAAGAUCCACUACCUGUCGGGGGCGGUGCGCGCGCGGGCGCACUUCGCGGUGGCGCGGGGCGGGGGGUACGACUUCUUGGGCGAGUUCCGGGCGCCGACGGCGCGGGGCGCGUGGCCGGCGUUCUGGCUGACGGGGGUGGAGGGGUGGCCGCCGGAGAUCGACGCGGCGGAGUGGAAGGGGACCGGGAAGGUAUCGUUCAACACGUUCAACACGUCGAGCGAGCUCGCGUGGACGGACGUCGCGUACCCGAGCCCGGAGCGGUUCCACGCGGUCCGGUGCGAGGUGCGCGACGCGAUGAACCAGCGCGACGUGCUGGUGAGGUUCUACCUGGACGGGCAGCUGGUGGCGACACAGGGCGGGGGGGAUUUCCUCGGGAAGCCGAUGUACUUGAUUAUCAACUUGCAGAUGGAAGGGUCCUCUGGGUCUCCGGGUCCUGCCAGCGACACGCUAUAUCAAGUACGGAACCUGGAGGUAUUAAGCUACAACCCAUAGUCAGGGGAUAAGUCAAUAAGGAGGA
Daldinia caldariorum is the source of this 1015-nucleotide messenger RNA. RefSeq names its product glycoside hydrolase family 16 protein. Gene Ontology annotation, molecular function: hydrolase activity, hydrolyzing O-glycosyl compounds. The transcript has 3 exons. Gene Ontology annotation, biological process: glucan catabolic process. The coding region runs from base 226 to 990 and encodes 254 amino acids. Lineage: Eukaryota; Fungi; Ascomycota; Sordariomycetes; Xylariales; Hypoxylaceae. The record is from RefSeq and is a predicted model, not a curated record.